Balaenoptera acutorostrata (minke whale) is the source of this 7074-nucleotide messenger RNA. It is a transcript of the gene ADAM22, whose product is annotated as ADAM metallopeptidase domain 22. The transcript is spliced from 33 exons. Gene Ontology annotation, biological process: proteolysis. Gene Ontology annotation, cellular component: postsynaptic density membrane. NCBI's taxonomy places the organism in Eukaryota, Metazoa, Chordata, Mammalia, Artiodactyla, Balaenopteridae. Gene Ontology annotation, molecular function: metalloendopeptidase activity. Bases 279 to 3194 code for a protein of 971 amino acids. The record is from RefSeq and is a predicted model, not a curated record.
GGGGAUGAGGUGGGUGGCGCUAGAAACCACUUAGCUACAGCCAACCGCCCAAUGCAGCACUCGCUCGCUCCCCCCGCCAGCGGAAGCGCCCGCGGAGCACAAUGCAGCACUGAGGCAGCGCCGCGGUGGAGGCUGCAGCGCCGCGGUCGCCGCAGCACCGGCCGGGGCUGGGAGGGGGCGGCCCAGGCGAGCCGGGGCCGCGGGGCGCGGGAUCCGGACGCGGCUGCCCGGGCAUGAGGAGCUGAGCGUCUCGGGCGAGGAGGGCUGACGGCUGCACCAUGCAGGCGGCGGCGGCUGUAUCCGUGCCCUUCUUACUGCUCUGCGCCCUGGGGACCUGUCCCCCGGCGGGCUGCGGCCGGGCAGGAGACGCCUCGUUGACGGAGCUGGAGAGGAGGAAGGAAAACCGCUUCCUGGAGCGCCAGAGCAUCGUGCCACUCCGGCUCAUCUACAGCUCGGGCGAAGACGAAACUGGGCACGACGCGCUCGAUACGCGGGUGCGGGGCGACCCCGGCGGCGGGCAGUUGACUCACGUUGACCAGGCAAGCUUCCUGCUGGGUGCCUUUGGAACAUCGUUUAUUCUUGAUGUCCUGCUAAAUCAUGAUUUGCUGUCCUCUGAAUACGUGGAGAGACACAUUGAACAUGGAGGGAAGACUGUGGAAGUGAAAGGAGGAGAGCACUGUUACUACCAGGGCCGCAUCCGAGGAAACCCUGCCUCAUUUGUGGCAUUGUCAACAUGCCAUGGACUUCAUGGGAUGUUCUAUGAUGGGAACCACACCUAUCUCAUCGAGCCAGAAGGAAAUGACACCUCCCAAGAGGAUUUCCGUUUUCAUUCGGUUUACAAAUCCAGACUGUUUGAAUUUCCCUUGGAUGAUCUUCCAUCUGAAUUCCAACAAGUAAACAUCACUCCACCAAAAUUUAUUUUGAAGCCAAGACCAAAACAGAGUAAACGACAGCUUCGUCGAUAUCCUCGUAACGUAGAGGAGGAAACCAAAUAUAUUGAACUGAUGAUUGUGAAUGAUCAUCUCAUGUUUAAAAAACAUCGGCUUUCAGUGGUACUUACCAAUACCUACGCGAAAUCUGUGGUGAACAUGGCGGAUUUAAUAUAUAAAGACCAACUUAAGACAAGGAUAGUAUUGGUUGCCAUGGAAACCUGGGCGGCUGACAACAAGUUUGCCAUAUCUGAAAAUCCAUUGAUCACCCUACGUGAGUUUAUGAAAUACAGGAGGGAUUUUAUCAAAGAGAGAAGUGAUGCAGUUCACCUUUUUUCGGGAAGUCAAUUUGAGAGUAGCCGGAGCGGGGCAGCGUAUAUUGGCGGGAUUUGCUCGUUGCUGAAAGGAGGCGGCGUGAAUGAAUUUGGGAAAACGGAUUUAAUGGCAGUUACGCUUGCCCAGUCGUUAGCCCAUAAUAUUGGUAUUAUCUCAGACAAAAGAAAGUUAGCAAGUGGUGAGUGUAAAUGUGAGGACACGUGGUCUGGAUGCAUAAUGGGAGACACUGGCUAUUAUCUUCCUAAAAAGUUCACCCAGUGUAGUAUUGAAGAGUAUCAUGACUUCCUGAAUAGUGGAGGUGGUGCCUGCCUUUUCAACAAACCUUCUAAGCUUCUCGAUCCUCCUGAGUGUGGCAAUGGCUUCAUUGAAACUGGAGAGGAGUGUGACUGUGGGACCCCGGCAGAAUGUGUCCUUGAAGGAGCAGAGUGUUGUAAGAAAUGCACCUUGACUCAAGACUCCCAGUGCAGUGAUGGUCUUUGUUGUAAAAAGUGCAAGUUUCAGCCUAUGGGAACUGUAUGCCGUGAAGCAGUAAAUGACUGUGAUAUUCGUGAAACAUGCUCAGGAAAUUCAAGCCAGUGUGCCCCCAAUAUUCAUAAGAUGGAUGGUUAUUCAUGUGAUGGUGUCCAGGGAAUUUGCUUCGGAGGAAGAUGUAAAACCAGGGAUAGACAAUGCAAAUACAUCUGGGGGCAAAAGGUGACAGCAUCAGACAAAUACUGCUAUGAGAAACUGAAUAUUGAAGGCACCGAGAAGGGUAACUGUGGGAAAGACAAAGACACAUGGAUACAGUGCAACAAACGGGAUGUGCUUUGUGGUUACCUUUUGUGUACGAACAUUGGUAAUAUCCCGAGGCUUGGAGAACUCGAUGGUGAAAUCACAUCUACUUUAGUUGUACAGCAGGCAAGAACAUUAAACUGCAGUGGUGGGCAUGUUAAGCUUGAUGAAGAUGUAGACCUUGGCUAUGUGGAAGAUGGGACACCUUGUGGUCCCCAAAUGAUGUGCUUAGAACACAGGUGUCUUCCUGUGGCUUCCUUCAACUUUAGUACUUGUUUAAGCACUAAAGAAGGCACUGUUUGUUCAGGAAAUGGAGUUUGCAGUAAUGAGCUGAAGUGUGUGUGUAACAGACACUGGGUAGGUGAGGACUGCAGCACUUACUUCCCUUACAAUGAUGAUGCAAAGGCUGGCAUUACUCUGUCUGGCAAUGGUGUUGCUGGUACCAAUAUUAUAAUAGGCAUAAUUGCUGGCACCAUUUUAGUGCUGGCCCUCAUAUUAGGAAUAACUGCAUGGGGCUAUAAAAACUAUCGAGAACAGAGACAGUUACCCCAGGGAGAUUAUGUAAAAGAGCCUGGAGAUGGCGACUCUUUUUAUAGCGACAUUCCUCCUGGAGUGAGCACAAACUCAGCAUCUAGUUCUAAGAAGAGGUCAAAUGGACUCUCUCAUUCUUGGAGUGAAAGGAUUCCAGACACAAAACAUAUUUCAGACAUCUGUGAAAAUGGGCGACCUCGCAGUAACUCUUGGCAAGGUAACCUGGGAGGCAACAGAAAGAAAAUCAGAGGCAAAAGAUUUAGACCUCGGUCUAAUUCAACUGAGAGGGAGCCCCAAGCACCUGAGCCUGGGCACUCCCUCGCCCAGACAGUCCCAUCCCAAGGCAUAAACCCAGGGGGCUCUGACAGCCCCCAGACAGGGAGUCUGGAUCACAGGUAUUUAAACCCAUGGUUCAAAAGAGACUAUAAUGUAGCUAAGUGGGUAGAAGAUGUGAAUAAAAACACUGAAGGACCAUACUUUAGGACUUUAUCUCCUGCCAAGUCUCCUUCUUCGUCAACUGGGUCUAUUGCCUCCAGCAGAAAAUACCCUUAUCCAAUGCCUCCCCUUCCCGAUGAGGAGAAGAAAGUGAACCGACAAAGUGCCAGGCUAUGGGAGACAUCCAUUUAAGAUCAGCUGUUUACAUAUGAUACAUCGAAACUGUUUACUUCAACUUUUAUAGAAACUCAGCCUCACUGAAUCACUGCAAAUCUAUCUGCUCUUCAAACAACUCCAAAACAUCUCUGAAUGCCACAGAGGAGAGGAAGCCGAGACUCACAUCUGGAUACCAUUUUCUUUUUGUCAUUGGCUUCAGAUUUAAUUGAACCAUGAAAAGAACUACUGAAAUGUUACACUAUAACAUGGAACAACUAAGGUACUGGUAUGUUAAUGGAUAAUCCGCAUGACAGAUAUAUGUAGAAAUAUCACUGAAAUUAACUCACAUGACCCAAAUGUAGCAAGUUUCCUAAGGGACAAUAGUGGAUUCAGAACUUGACAUUCUGAAGCACAUCCUCAUUGUAGACAGUAAUGCUAUGUGCAUGAAGCUUCUGUUUAUUGUUUUCCACAUUUCAGGAAACAACAUCCCAUAAUAGAAACUAGCAUGCAGGGCUAAGGCAUAUAGGAUUUCUUCUGCAGGACUUUAAAGCUUGAGAGGCCAAUAUCCCAUAUGCUAACUGUAAACAUGUAUUUUUCUUUUUUUUCUUUUUUUUUACUUUUCAUAUUUAUAUCAGCAUACAAGGACAAUUGUACAUAUGUAAACAUUUUUAAAAUUAAAAAAAAAGCAGCUGUUACACACAACUGUAUUUUGCCAGAUGCCUAAAAACAAUCAGUCACAAUCACGUCAUCAUCAUCCAUCAAAUGGUCUUUAAAGAUUAUGACCGGAUGAUGUUGUAAAUAUAGUGGUCAGGGCUGUAUAUGUGUCUCCCCAUAAUCGGUAUUUGUCCAAACCAUGUGCUAUCCCUUUAAAGUGUGCACAGUCUAGAGGCAGUUUUACUGAGUAAUUAAUUGAACAAGAGAACAAAAUGUCCGACAGAACUUAGGGCCUCCACAGCUUGCUUACUGCCUCAAGGCGCUCUGCUGCCAGCUGGCUGCUCCCUGGGAAUCCUCCAGGCUGUCCAUCUUCCUUCUGGGGGCUACAGCGCCUGCCUCAGUGGCUAUUCUUUUUCGGUGCCAGAGCACAUCUGCUAGUCUUACCUGGGGGUGCCUGGGAGCCCCACAGCAGUGUGUCCUGCUGAGUUAAACAAAUGCACCAAAGACACAGGAGGCCACAGCUGCUGAUGCAUUGGUAGCUUCCAACUUGCCAAUACUCUAACCCUUUGUGGCCUAAACUUUUGUUCUUUAACAAAGCUUUUUAGCCACCCUUAUCUGUGACAUGAAUGACGUGUUUUAAUGAAAACAACUUUCACACUGUUUAUUGAGGGUAUUUAUCAUCGGUGGGACGUGAGUCCCAGCAGGUCAUUCUGCACUGAUGUGUAAGUAAGAUAUGGAAGGUUCUACCAGCUGGGCUGGGAAGCCUCAACAGGUCGCAGAGGGUUCAAAGAAACCUAAAACCCCAAGGGUGCAGCAACUGUGAAGUUAUCCAGACAGCUGGCAAGGGGUAGAAUCUGAUGUUCUGAACUCUCUAUUUUUUUAAUUCACAGAAAAGUGAGAAAUCUAUGUUAAAUCCCCUUCUUUAAAACCGAAGUUCGAUAGCUGUCAUCAUGCAGCUCUGCCAUUCUUAAAGAAAACUUCUCUUGGGAGGCGACCCUAGUGAGCUCAGAAAUUAAUGGGAUCAAUCAGAUGCUUUGAUGUAAAGAGUACUUCUAAAUUUUCUAAUUUUCUCUCCUUUUUCUUGAGAGGAAUGGAAUCUGCAGACAAGAUUUCAGAAAUAUCCUCUAAAUUUGAUCUCUGCCAGUAGUGUUCGAGGACAAAACCCAUUUCAUCUCCGUGUGUAAUCAUCUUGGAGGCCCAAACUAAAGGGCCUAUUAGAAGGCAGUGUUUUCUCCUCUAUGUGUCUAUGUCUUCCAUAACGGACCUCUCUUCUGAAAGUCUUUGAAAACAUUUGAAAAGCAGUUUAAUUAUCCAAAAUGAUAAAGUAUAAGCAGCAGUUUUCAUGACAGGAAGGGAUGUGAUUGUCGAGACUACAAUAAAAUGAUCCAUCAGUCUCAAGUGGGGCGAUGUUGCCAUAUAGCCCAAGCCAAGGACAGGAGGGCAGACAGGUUUAAAGAUGUAGCAAAUAAAGUGGCUUCUGACCAAGAUCACUUUAAUGUGCACUGAAUGUUUUCUGAUAUUGAGUGUAUAAAAGGCUAAUGUUAGAAGGUUUAUUUUGACUAUAAAAGAGUUAUAGAUUUGAAUGUAAGGUACCUCAUGUAAAUAUGCUUCCUAGUUAUGGUUCCACAUCCCUCAUUUGAAAGAAUCCACAAAUGAUUAGCUAUGUAGUCGAUGGAUCCCUUCACCCUUCUCUCUUUCCUCACCGUCUCAAUUAUUUUUACAUGAAGAUUAUUAUUUCAAGUGAAAAAUCAUUAUUUGUGCCUUUUGGGAGACAUGGUUGCUCUAGAGGUAUACAGUUUAUAGUCAUCCCCCUCGAUAAUAAACUUCAUAUAGAACUGAAUGAAAAGUGUUUUAUUUGCAGAGAGACUAUGAUUUUAUGGUACCUUUGGUGUUCUAUUCUAGAUAUCUACUCUAGGAAUGUGUAAACAUUCUUACAGCCAUUUGCCGCAUUCUUUGACAAGUUUAUAAGUUCAGUGGCUACUUGUGAGAAGCACCUAUAUGUGAACUCAUGGUUGUUGUUCUAGGUGUAUUAAAUCUAAAUAUCUAUGACUUUUCAUCCACUGAGGCAGGGAGAAUGGACCCAUGGCACUAAAUGCAAGCACAGCAUUAUUAUUAUUAUUAAUUUUUUUGAGUAUCUAUUUUGGAGAGCAACUUUGAGGCCACAUAGCAGUUUGUGUAUCAUGAAACUAAUAUUUAUAGCCCCCAGUCAACUAUAGGACUGUUAUACUAAGCAGAGAAGAGCAGCUUUUUGGCCUUUGUGUUCCAUUGUAUGCCUUUUUCCUCUCUUUCUGAAGUUUUGUGCGUAGAUUAGACUUCAGAUUGACAACUCUGCAGCCUGAGAUGUUCCAUUUAUCCAUAGUCGUUACAGUAUAGUAAACCCAGAUUUAAAGCAACACAUAUCUCUCCCCUAAGAGUGUCAACAAAGGAGGUGUGGGAAACAUGGAGCUAUAAAGGAGCUGACUGGUCAGAUUAACUGGUCUCUGUGUCCAGCCCCUCAUUCUUUAGACAGAAAGUGGCACCCUCCUCUGGGGUCUCCCAGCUGGAAAGUGGCCCCCAGGCCACAUGCAAUCGGUGGAAAGGAAUAAACUCCUCAAACAGUGCAGCACCAGGAGGCCUUUCAAUUUGUGGUUGCUGUAUUUUUUUAAAGAUACCCAGUGCUUUUCCUUAAAAUAAAACGUUGACUAAUAAAGUAAAUGCCAAAGCUAUUUUCCAGGUUGAUAUAUAGGUGCUUUAUUAAAUGAUACUACAGUUUCACUCCCCUGCCCACCUCCACACCCCCUGGCUUUAAAAAGGCUUUUAAAAUUGUGUUACUGUGUAAAGUCAAUCCAGCAUAGAUUUCUGAACAUAAGAUUGAUAGGGUUUCUAAAAGAAGUCGCUGAAAAGAUAAAAUCAGGUAUUCUGCACACUUCCACAGAAGGACUAUUUAUGUUUGAAUUCCCAAACAGUCUUAACAUUUCUCAUUUUUUCUGUUGAUCCCCUUGCAGAUUUGCAUAAUUUAAUCCCGUCUAUUGUCUCAGAUCUUUUUGUGUCUCCUUUACCUUUUACCUUCUUAGAUUUUCUUCUUUAAUUUUUAUAGUUACCUAUGGGCUAGAGGAAAUAUGCUAUUUCUGUUCACUUUCAGUGUUUCAAAAUUGUUCAUUUAUUAAUCUCACCCAUUCUUCAUUUCCUGCUGUCAUGUAGUUCUAUUUUAACAUAUAUAUUUAGUGCUUUAAAUAUUUCCUUGUGUUAUUCGACAUGAUAAUAAAUCCUUACGUAAAGAGAA